Molecule: messenger RNA, 2533 nt
Organism: Sceloporus undulatus (fence lizard)
Lineage: Eukaryota; Metazoa; Chordata; Lepidosauria; Squamata; Phrynosomatidae
Gene: MYLK4
Product: myosin light chain kinase family member 4
Biological process (GO): positive regulation of apoptotic process; protein phosphorylation; intracellular signal transduction
Cellular component (GO): cytoplasm; nucleus
Molecular function (GO): ATP binding; protein serine/threonine kinase activity
Source: RefSeq, a predicted model, not a curated record
UAUAUUUUAUCAUAUUUCCUCCCAACGACUCUGGUUGUUUCCUCACCUUAUGGGACUCCUUUGGAAUGAAAUGAGCUGAAUUUAGCAAGCUGACCAUCCAGCCCCUUAAGAAACUGGGUGAAGAAAUUUCAGAAGAUGUUCUUUUCUUCCACUAACAGUGCAUCUGUGUAAACAGGCACAAUGACUACCUCCAGCAAGAAGACAUCUUCUUCAUCUGUGGUAAACUCCUUGGCCAAAAUAUUUGACCCAAAUGCUUUAAAGAACCAGCAUCCUGCUUAUGAAGAGGAACCCUCUCCUAUAUACCCAUUUCCAAGAGAAGAUACCAGCUGCCCUGAAAACAUGAAUGGGCUGGAUGUGAAGGUUGUUUCCUUGGAUCAGAAAAUAAACACAUUGUUGACAAUGCAAAACAAUGUUCUUCAGAAGCUGGAUUGUGUUUCUCAGGAAAUCUAUUCAAUGGGGGAAAACAUUGAACUCUUGAAGGGAAAGGGGAAAAACUCUGGAGUUGGAGUAUCCACUGUAACGUCUGAAAAAUCAGAUGUGAGCAUAUUGUGCAUAGAAAUCAACAAAAAGCUCUCUGAUAUGAGUAAGAAUGCAGAACAACAAUCCAAAAGACUUGAUGGACUGGAGCAUAUUGUGCUGGGCAUACAGCAGCUUGUUGGCUCUUUGGUAGAAAAAUUAAAGACUUCGACCAUCACAGACUUAAUGCGCAGAAAUGAAACUUCUCGUAAGUUUCUUAGAGUUGGUGGCUAUUUGAGAAAAGAUAGAUCUGGAAAUCUUUUCAGGAUGCAGACAUUCUCAGACAAAAAAGAACUCUUGUUCAGCAAAUGGAAUGAGAAGGAAAAGUAUCUGACUGCAAAGGGAACAAAACCUACAAUAAAAAAGAAGAAACCUCCUGAUUCAUCAGAAGAAUCUGAUGACACAGGAAAAGUCCAUCAGCUCAACAAAGAGAACACUGAGAAGGCCAGUCCAUUUUUUGUUCAAAAAGUUUCCUCCAAAUCUCUUAGUCACGAGUUAAAGGGAAAGGCAGAGGAAAGCCACUGGACAAGCCCUCUUCAGAAGACCACAGAAAAAAGCCAGGCAGAAGCAAAUGCCAAAGAAACAAGUAAUAAACAAAGUGCCCUGAAUACCAAGGGUGACACUUUGGGACUUGGUAAGAGGAAUGAGGAGUCUGAAGAAAGUUCAGAGGGACUGGAAAAGGAUGGUCAAAGAACAGAUGCCAACAGGGAUGACAAAAGGGAAGAACUGGAAACUAUAUCCCAAAGUGAUGCCCCAUCAGAAGAUGUUGAUAGUCCAUCAAAGAGCCAGGAUCACAAUGUGGAGCAUAAACACCCUGGAAAAGCCUCAUUCCCUCUGAAGGAUGAAGAUACCACCAGCAGUAAGCGUCUUGUGCUUGACAAAAAAAUUGCUAAAGAUGUCAACAAAAAGAGCAGGGUAGAUGUGGGAAAAAUCAAUGAUGGACUCAAAUCAAAAGAACCAACUAAGUCAAGUAAGGUAGAACCCAGUGUGUCAGACAAAAAAGGGGGAUCUAAUUCUGAAGCCAAGAAGAAGAAAGAACAUCAGGAAACAUCAAUAGAAAACAUUUGUGUAAUAGAUGACAGCCCACCACCUCCAGCUCCUUUUGAUCAUCGGAUCGUCUCGGCAAAAAGAAUGGGGAUCAAUAGCUUUUAUCAUGUCCACAAGGGUGAAGUUUUGGGAGGGGGACGAUUUGGCCAAGUGCAUAAAUGUGAAGAAAAAUCAACAGGACUUACAUUAGCUGCCAAAAUUAUAAAAGCCAGAGGUGUAAAGGAAAAGGAUGAAGUAAAGAAUGAGAUCAACGUAAUGAAUCAAUUGAAUCAUGUAAACCUCAUUCAGCUAUAUGAUGCUUUUGAAUCAAAAAAUGACAUCAUCCUUGUCAUGGAAUAUGUGGAGGGAGGGGAGUUAUUCGACCGAAUUAUCGAUGAGAACUACAACUUGUCAGAGAUGGAUACUAUUUUGUUCACAAAGCAAAUCUGUGAAGGGAUUCAAUAUAUGCAUCAGAUGUACAUACUUCAUUUAGACCUAAAGCCUGAGAAUAUCCUGUGUGUGAACAGACAGGCAAAUCAAAUAAAGAUUAUAGACUUUGGGCUGGCAAGGAGAUAUAAACCAAGGGAGAAGCUGAAAGUCAACUUUGGCACUCCAGAAUUCCUUGCUCCUGAAGUUGUGAACUAUGACUUUGUCUCCUUUCCUACAGACAUGUGGAGUGUAGGCAUCAUUGCCUACAUGUUGCUUAGUGGUUUAUCUCCUUUUCUGGGCGAUGAUGACAACGAAACAUUGAACAACAUCCUUGCUUGCAGAUGGGACUUUGAUGAUGAAGAAUUUGCAAAAGUGUCUGAGGAAGCCAAGGACUUCAUCUCUAAGCUUCUCAUCAAGGAAAAGGGUUGGAGGAUAAGUGCAACUGCAGCAUUAAAGCAUCCUUGGCUAUCUGACCAAAAACUUCAUAGCAGACUUCUUACUCAGAAAAAAGGUAAAGGUUCCUCUACAUCUCAGGCACCCAAGGCUCCAUAACUCUGAGAAG